Messenger RNA from Alternaria ventricosa, 840 nucleotides. RefSeq lists its product as uncharacterized. The transcript has 3 exons. The record is from RefSeq and is a predicted model, not a curated record. NCBI's taxonomy places the organism in Eukaryota, Fungi, Ascomycota, Dothideomycetes, Pleosporales, Pleosporaceae. Bases 1 to 840 code for a protein of 279 amino acids.
AUGUUCAUGUGCUUGGAGCUCCAAAACCCCACCUUUGCGGAUGGACGUUCACAUGUGAAUGCCAUGAAGCGGAUAGUUGACCUAAGAGGUGGACCCAAGCAGCUCAUGAAGGAAGCCCCGCACCUGAUCCCGUCGAUGGUGCUCUACUUAGUUAUCGUGUCUCUUUCCAACACGUGCAGUCCAUCAUGGGAUCAAGUCGACAUCAGCAACACUGCGGAGGAAAUGACGGAAGAUAUAACCGACGUGUACAGUCUCAUCUUCCCAUACACGCUCUGUCCGCGAGAGCUCUUCACUGAGAUAUUGCGGACGAAUCAGCUACGCGCAAAAGCGUCUGCAGCAAUACAGCUGUGUGAGUUCAACCCGGAUCAUGCACUCGAAGCAUAUGACGUCCUCGACCGCAUCAAGGCCUUUUCAGUCGAGGACUGGGCGCGAGCUGGCACCUUCUGCACCGAAUGGCUGACUGUUGGCCUGGUGUACAAAUCCGCCGUCGCGCUCUACGCCACCUUGUCGCUUUGCUCACUCAUGGUCCUCCCGACUACGCCUUCACUGCUCGAGAGCCAAACAGCUUAUGGCGACGUAUUACUCAGCAACCUCGGCACCGCACUCAAAGUCCCGCGCAUGGCUAAGUUUAUGGUCUGGCCGCUGAUCGUCGCGGGUGUAGAAGCUAUGCAUGGCGGGGAAGGAACGCGCAACUGGAUCGAGGCGAGCUUGGAGGAUCUGAGCAGGAUUCUGGGGACGAGUUGUCCGCUCAAAGUGUGUUCGGUUCUGAGGAGAUACUGGACGGGCGGGGUUGCGGGGUGGGACGAGUGCUUCGAUCGAUCGUAUGUGUUUGCCAUCUAG